Molecule: messenger RNA, 214 nt
Organism: Paramecium pentaurelia
Lineage: Eukaryota; Ciliophora; Oligohymenophorea; Peniculida; Parameciidae
Source: the annotation of a GenBank genome assembly
AUGAAAUAAGAGAAGAAUUCGAAGAAACCAAAAGUAUUUGUAAGUUAUAUAAUAUUUUAUCAAGAAUGCAGAGAAUAAAUUAGAUGAGAAUAUUUAGAAAAUUAAUUAAAUAUAGAAUUCUAUUGAAGGAAUGGAAUCAUCAGUUGAUCAUUUGGAUACUAUUUUGAAAAGGAUUGAAACUAAAUUAACAGAAUUAGAAAAGUUAAAGUAAUGA